This is a messenger RNA of Cryptococcus amylolentus CBS 6039, 675 nucleotides long. RefSeq names its product histone H3. The record is from RefSeq and is a predicted model, not a curated record. Gene Ontology annotation, molecular function: DNA binding; protein heterodimerization activity; structural constituent of chromatin. NCBI's taxonomy places the organism in Eukaryota, Fungi, Basidiomycota, Tremellomycetes, Tremellales, Cryptococcaceae. The transcript is spliced from 3 exons. Gene Ontology annotation, cellular component: nucleosome. The coding region runs from base 134 to 550 and encodes 138 amino acids.
ACACGCCCUCCACCGCCGCGGGCCAGCGCUGCCCCUAUAUAAUCUCCAUCUCGCAUCUUCCUUCUCUCCAUCAACAACCACUUCUCUCUCUCCACUUCUCUCCACCACAACAAACCACACACACACAUUCACAAUGGCCCGAACCAAGCAGACCGCCCGAAAGUCCACCGGUGGCAAGGCCCCCAGGAAGCAGCUCGCUACCAAGGCCGCCAGGAAGCAGACCACCGCCGCCGCCGCUGGUGGUGUCAAGAAGCCCCACAGGUACAGGCCCGGUACCGUCGCUCUCCGAGAGAUCCGACGAUACCAGAAGUCUACCGAGCUCCUCAUCAGGAAGCUCCCCUUCCAGCGACUUGUUAGGGAAAUCGCCCAGGACUUCAAGACCGACCUCCGAUUCCAGUCUAACGCUGUCAUGGCUCUCCAGGAGGCUUCCGAGGCCUACCUCGUCUCUCUCUUUGAGGACACCAACUUGGCUGCCAUCCACGCCAAGCGUGUCACUAUCCAGCCCAAGGACCUCCAGCUUGCUCGACGACUCCGAGGCGAGCGAUCUUAAGCAGUGUCUUUUUGUACUCUAGGGGUGUUGGUGCUUUUACAACUUCGUUUUUAUCUUCUAUAUUUUUAUACGCCGGCUCUCUUUUGAUAUGCAGCCUUGGCCAUUCUCUACAUCACUAAACCUGC